ACGGAUCCCACCCACGCCUCACAGUCAUAAAGGGCGAGCAAAGCCGAAGAUCGGCAUUUUGGCACCAGUUUUUCGCAGCCGCUGCCAUGGCGAGGAUUAAGGUGCAUGAGCUGAGACAGAAGACGAAGGCGGAGUUGUUGAACCAGUUGAAGGAUCUGAAAGCUGAGCUCUCUCUCCUUCGUGUCGCCAAGGUCACCGGCGGUGCCCCUAACAAGCUCUCCAAGAUAAAAGUGGUGAGGUUGUCAAUUGCCCAGGUACUGACUGUGAUCUCACAGAAGCAGAAGGCUGCUCUGAGGGAAGCCUACAAGAACAAGAAAUAUUUGCCCCUUGACCUUCGCCCCAAGAAAACCAGGGCAAUCCGUAGGCGUCUCACCAAGCAUCAGUUGACAUUGAAGACCGAAAGGGAGAAGAAGAGGGAGAUGUACUUCCCCAUGAGGAAAUAUGCUAUCAAGGUGUAGGUAGAGUGGGCAGUGCAGUAGAUUUUGACCAUGGGGGCAUCCGUGAAUCAUGGUUUAGUUUUUUCGUUUAAUUUUUUUUUUACCUUAUUGUUAUAAUUUUGGUGAACUGAGGGUUUAUUUUUCAUCUGAUGCAAACGGUGCUGGUGAACUUUGCUUUGUUAAUGCCCUUAUAAUUUAAGUUCUGUUUCUAGAUUAAUGGUGGAUAUUCUACUUGUUUCGUGGGCAUGUUUUUAUAACAAAUGUUGUUUACUUACGAUUUUAA
Messenger RNA from Diospyros lotus (date-plum), 720 nucleotides. Its product is annotated as 60S ribosomal protein L35. The transcript has 4 exons. Gene Ontology annotation, molecular function: mRNA binding; structural constituent of ribosome. The record is from RefSeq and is a predicted model, not a curated record. NCBI's taxonomy places the organism in Eukaryota, Viridiplantae, Streptophyta, Magnoliopsida, Ericales, Ebenaceae. Bases 87 to 458 code for a protein of 123 amino acids. Gene Ontology annotation, biological process: translation; maturation of LSU-rRNA from tricistronic rRNA transcript (SSU-rRNA, 5.8S rRNA, LSU-rRNA). Gene Ontology annotation, cellular component: cytosolic large ribosomal subunit; ribosome.